Molecule: messenger RNA, 2421 nt
Organism: Microtus ochrogaster (prairie vole)
Lineage: Eukaryota; Metazoa; Chordata; Mammalia; Rodentia; Cricetidae
Gene: C2H3orf38
Product: chromosome 2 C3orf38 homolog
Source: RefSeq, a predicted model, not a curated record
AACCAUAAGUCGGGAUGCCUAGCGUUUCCUCGCGGACUUUCUGAGAAAGCACUUCCGCCCCCCACCGGAGGGGGCGGGGACUGGAAUAUCCGAUACGGUUCCGGCGAGAGCGACUGGAAAGGCACUUCCGGUGUCUGUUGCCAAGGCGCCGGCCGGCCCACGGGCCGAGAGGGCGACAUUGGUGGCGUCGCCCUCUGCCCCGUUCCCCGGGCGAGAUGUCGGGGCUCAGCCACCUGGAGACGGAGGGCUGCCGGAACCUGCUCGGCCUGCUGGACAAUGACGAGAUCAUGGCCCUGUGCGACACCGUCACCAACCGCCUGGUGCAGCCUGUGGACCGCCAAGAUGCUAUUCAUGCAAUAUUAGUAUAUAGCCAAAAUGUAGAAGAACUUCUGAGGCGCAAAAAAGUCCACCGAGAAGUCAUAUUUAGGUAUUUGGCAACACAAGGAGUGAUUGUACCUCCAACUACUGAAAAACACAAUCUUAUUCAGUAUGCAAAAGGUUACUGGGAAAAACAGUCACCAAAACUGAAGGAGACAGCAGAACCAGUUACAAAGACAGAGGAUAUCCAGCUCUUUCAACAGGCAAAAGAAGACAAAAAAACUGAAAAGAUUGAUUUUCGUCGCUUAGGAGAAGAAUUCUGUCUCUGGUUCUUUGAACUUCUUAAUUCUCAGAAUCCUUUCAUGGGGCCACCUCAGGACGGAUGGGGCCCGCAGCACUUCUGGCAUGAUGUCAAGCUUAGGUUUUAUUAUAGUACCUCAGAACAAAACAUGAUAGACUACCAUGGAGCAGAAAUCGUGAGCCUUCGUUUACUGUCUUUAGUGAAAGAGGAAUUUCUUUUUCUAAGUCCCAACCUCGAUUCUCAAGGACUAAAAUGUGCUUCUUCUCCUCAUGGAUUAGUUAUGGUUGGAGUCGCAGGGACUGUCCACAGAGGAAAUACUUGUUUGGGCAUAUUUGAACAAAUUUUUGGACUUAUCCGUAGCCCUUUUAUGGAAAAUACUUGGAAAAUCAAAUUUAUCAACCUGAGAAUUAUUGGAGGAGGUUCCCUUGCUCCCGGAGCAUCACUGAAACCAGCUGUUACAUUUGAACAGAGUGACCUGGAGGCCUUUUAUAAUGUAGUCACCUUGUGUAAUAGCACUGAAGGAAGACCUAAUGUCAACCAGACACUGGAUAGUGGAACUGGAGACCAGGUUUUAGGUAGUGGAGAUGAGGCGUUGUUGAACAAAAGGGAACUGAAUUUGCCUAACCCUCUGAAGCAUUGAGCACUGUGCAUCAGCUGGAAGUCGCUGCAGAAUCCCUUCCCAGCACAACGCUGAUCGUCUCUAAGUGAUUGCCGACGUGAGGAUUGACGUAUUUUAGCUGAAAUAUCUUUCUGGAUUCCAGGCUAAUGUGGAUAUUUGCUAUUUCUACCCGAGUUACAGCAAAUGUUGUGAGAACUUAUUGCAGUCCAUCAAAUAAAUCCUACUUGAGAUGUGGAUAACUGUGUGUCUUAGAAACCAUAGGUGGUAUUUGAAUUUAUUUAGUGAAAGCUUACAAUCUCUGAACCUCCAAGUGGCAGCAAUUAGUAGUAGUCAUGCUUAUUGGAUAUCUUACAAAUGGGUCUUACUAAAGUGCUUCUGAAAAAUAAAAACAAACCAAAAAGUAACAUUUUAGAGAUGCUUAGUAUAGUGUUACUAAUUAUAUAAAAUAUGAAUAAUAUACUUGUGCAAAGAGUCCAAUAAUUUAUCCUGGGAAGAAAAGCUUAUACUUCUUUUGAAGUGUCUCUUUCAAAUUAUCUGUUCUAGUCCAAGCAAAUUAUCUCAAAAUCUACUUUGCUCAACUAUUUUGGGCAGCAGAUGUUGUUUUCAACACAGACCUUAUUACUACUUAGGCUUCAGCCAACAGUUUUAUAGAACAUUGACUAUGAUACCCUAAAGAUGGAAACUGUGCUUUGAACAUUGAAAGGUGUGCACCAUUCCUAGGAAUCAAGUUACUGUUCUUCCCUACUGAUUGUGGCAGAGGUGAUUCUCCUCAAAAUAGAAACAGAGCCCCUUUAGAACUUACUUACAUGGCUGUGGAAAUAUGCAUACAUGUAGCCUAAAAAAAGGUUUUCACCUCUGUGUUACUAGAUUUGAGAUCCAAAGUUGAUUUGCCAGGUUAGAGUUUAAAUUUCUCAUCACCUGGUAACUAUUUGCUGAUCCUGGAUUUGGUUAAAAUUUUUAGUUUUUAAAUUACUAUUUGGAAAAAUAUCUGGAAAAUGUUAUGGUUUAUUAUACUUGUUAAUUUUUAUAUUGAACUCCGAUAAUUUAGGGUGAUUGGUUAUGAAUAUUGGAAGAGGUAAGCAUUCAUUCACACCUCCCCUUUUGUUUUAGUGGCAUGUCUCUAUGAAGAGUACAAAUCAGUGUGUUCUAACAUAAGUUAAUAAAGAUGGGAAAUCCUUUUUGU